Cucumis sativus (cucumber) is the source of this 2392-nucleotide messenger RNA. RefSeq names its product U-box domain-containing protein 19. Gene Ontology annotation, cellular component: nucleus; cytoplasm. Gene Ontology annotation, molecular function: protein binding; ubiquitin-protein transferase activity. NCBI's taxonomy places the organism in Eukaryota, Viridiplantae, Streptophyta, Magnoliopsida, Cucurbitales, Cucurbitaceae. Gene Ontology annotation, biological process: protein ubiquitination. The transcript has a single exon. The record is from RefSeq and is a predicted model, not a curated record. Bases 70 to 2121 code for a protein of 683 amino acids.
GCAAAUAAGAAAUCACCGAAAUCCAAAUUUUAGCUUUUUUUCAUUCUUCAUUUCUAUCGGUUUUUCUUCAUGAUUCCACGAUCAAAAGAUUUCCAACGCCGGAUCAUGUCGUCUCCGGCAAUACGACCAUGCGAAUGCACGCCUCCCGCCACGUUACUCACGUCUUUGAUCAAUCUCACUCGAACAAUUUGUAGUUACCGCUACAAAUUCUUUGGCAGCAACAAGAAAAACGCGAUUAAAUCAAUUCGUCAAAUUGGAAUCCUUCUCUCAUUCUUUGAAGAGCUUCAAGAUCGAAGCUCCGAUGAAUUUUCUGAUUUGAUUGUUUUAGUAAUGUCGGAGCUUCAUUUAAUCUUCCAGAAGAUUUUGUAUCUGUUGGAGGAUUGUGCCCUAGAAGGUGCUCGUUUGUUUAUGCUCAUGAAAUCGGAACUCAUUGCGAAUCGGUUUCGGCUUUUGGUCCGAUCUGUUGCUUUGGCUUUGGAGAUUUUUCCGUUGGAUUCGAUGGGUGUCUCUGUUGAUGUUGUGGAAUAUGUGGAAUUGGUGAUUAAGCAAACGCGAAGGGCGAAAUUCGGAAUUGAGGGUGAAGAUGAAGAGAUUCUCAACGAGGUAAAAUCGAUUCUUACGUUAUUUGAUAACCGUAUUGUUCCGAAUAGUAGUAAAAUCAAAUGCGUUCUUGAUUAUAUUGGGGUUAAAUCAUGGAGUUUGUGUAAUAAGGAAGUGAAAUUUUUGGAUUCAGAAAUUGAAUUUGAAUGGUCGAAUCAGGAUGAAACAGAGGUUUCGUUCUUAAGCAACUUAAUGGGUUUGAUGAACUACUGUCGAUGUAUGUUAUUCGAUGUUGUCGAUAGCGAAGCGGAUGGACAUGUCGAUGAAUGUAGAAUCGAAAACAUGGAAUGUUUAAACCCGGAUGAUUUUCGAUGCCCAAUUUCAUUGGAUUUCAUGUUUGAUCCUGUGACACUCGUAACAGGGCAAACUUAUGAGCGUUCUUCCAUUCAAAAAUGGUUUCGGACUGCAAAUUUGACCUGUCCCAAUACAGGGGAGAGGUUGAAGAACAGAGAAGUCGUCCCGAAUUUAGCUCUCCGUCGGAUAAUUCGACAAUACUGUUCUAAAAAUUCAAUUCCUUUUCCAGAAUCAAGCAAACAAAAACCCGAUUUAACAAGGACGAUUGCUCCGGGUUCUCCCAUUGUUAAGAAUAUCAUUAUAUUUCUGGCAGAUUUUUUAGCUAACUUUCUGGAAUCAGGAACGUUAGAAGAGAAGAACAGAGCUGCUUUUGAGAUCAAGCUUCUAUCAAAAGCAAGUCUUUUUUAUCGUUGCUGUUUGGUAAAAAUUGGUCUAAUUCCAAAUUUACUCCAGCUUUUGAGAUCUGAAGAUAAUUUAACACAGAAGAAUGCCAUUGCAGCUGUGCUGAAUCUUUCAAAGCAUUCCAAAAGCAAGAAAAUUAUAGCGGAAAACAGAGGAUUAGAAGCAAUUGUACAUGUUUUAAUGACGGGCUACAAAGUAGAAUCCCGUCAAUUUGCUGCUGGUACUCUUUUCUACAUGGCUUCCAUUGAAGAAUACCGAAAACUCAUUGCCGAAAUCCCAAACACGCUUCCGGGUUUGUUGAAUUUACUCAAAGACAAUGCAGAUCGUAGUAAAAAGAAUGCAAUGGUUGCAAUUUAUGGGCUUCUUAUGCAUUCUGACAACCACAGGAAAGUGCUUUCCUCUGGAGCAGUUCCAUUGUUGGUGAAUUUGAUUGAAACUUGUGAAUCUGAAAUUCUGAUAUCAGAUUCAAUGGAGAUUCUUGCAUCUCUAGCCGGAAAACCAGAAGGAACCGCAGCAAUUUUGCGAAGUGGAGCAUUGAAUUCAAUCAUGAAGUUUUUAAAUUCAUGUAGCUCAAUUACUGGACGAGAGUACUCGGUUUCUUUACUGGUAGCUCUGUGCCUUAAUGGGGGAUCUGAGGUAAUUGGUGUUAUUGCAAAGAAUCAAACUGUGAUUUCGUCGGUUUAUAGUGUUGUAAGUGAAGGAACAAGUCGAGGGAAGAAGAAGGCCAAUUCUUUGAUUAGAGUUCUUCAUGAAUUCACUGAGUUAGAGUCAUCAAACUCCGAGGCGACUCAUCGUCUUCAAGAUCGAAUUGUUCAAGCUUGGUAAAUUUAGGAAUCGUUUUUAGUUUGAUUUGUUUUUGGGUAAAUAGGAAGGAUGUGAAUAAGUGUUCCGUUUUUGGUUUUUUCUUCUUUUCAGUUUUAAUUAUUUUUGGUAUUAGCUCGGAUUUUUGGGAGCUAAUAACAGAGCAGAAUAUUAAGCUUCAUUCUUUAUUUUUUCCAAGUAUCAAUGAAGCUUUUUAAUUUGUACAUAAAAGAAUAUGUGUAUUUGUUGUUAUUCUUUAUUCAAUUUAAUGGCAACAAAAGUAUUUCAAAUGUAA